Messenger RNA from Cylicocyclus nassatus, 975 nucleotides. NCBI's taxonomy places the organism in Eukaryota, Metazoa, Nematoda, Chromadorea, Rhabditida, Strongylidae. The record is from the annotation of a GenBank genome assembly.
AUGCAGUUCAUCGUUGCUGUUGGAGGCAACUCGCUUACGAUGUCUGUUCUACUUGGUCCUCAUAUGAAAAAUAGAGCAAAUCUACUGCUGGCGUUUCUUGCUUUCUGCGAUAUACUCGUAUUUGUGAUGAUGUUUCCGCACUAUCUCGCUUCUCUGGAUCUCUUUGCAAACAAUCUGGAGUUUCGUUAUAUAUACUACCUCACAAAAAGGCAUCUUGGGGCGUUGACUAACUGGUUCUCAGCUGCAGCAAUUUGGUUUGUGCUCGCCAUCUCUAUUGAACGUCUGUUGAUUAUCAAAUUCCCUUUCCGCUCAUUGGAUAAUUAUAAUUCUCGUCAAAUCGUUUUCGUGUCGCUAUGCAUUUUAUGCGCUACAUUUGUAUUGACAAGCUAUCAUCACGUCUCGCAUACCUGCAAGACAUGGUCUGUCUGCUCCGGAACUCAGCUAAUAGGCCUGUGUUUCUCAAAUGUGCUUCAAUACUGGGGGAAACAGAAGAAUCCGACGUCGGAGUUUGUUCGAGAGUGGAUCGAGUUGUCCGUUUUUUUAAACGCAGCCUUUGCUGUAUUAUUACCUGUGUUUGCCGUGGGUGCGAUAAAUAUUUCACUCAUCAAAUUGAUGAAGAAGAGGAACUGUGAGGAGUUGCUCGUCAAUUCGGUAAAUGUUAAUCCGGAAGCAAUCCAUGAGCAAGAGCGAAAGAUGACAACAACAGUGUUGGCCAUUGUUACUUGCUUCACGCUCACACAGGGUCCAUCUGCCAUAGUGUUCGUCUAUCAAAUACUCUACGGAUCCACUAGCAAUCUGCAAAUUGCAUCUGUAGUCGCCAAUCAGUUGGUCCUUACUGGAAAAAUGCUCAAUGUUGUACUAUUCUGCAUGACUUCUUCAACGUUCAGAAGGAAAGAUGAUCGUCUGGAUAUUGGCGAAGCACACAAAAAGGCCAUUCAUCGCGCGCAGAGACUGGACGGUUUUGCAUUCGCCUGA